This is a messenger RNA of Austrofundulus limnaeus, 923 nucleotides long. RefSeq names its product interleukin-12 subunit alpha. Gene Ontology annotation, cellular component: extracellular region. Gene Ontology annotation, biological process: immune response. The transcript has 6 exons. The annotation marks the transcript as partial. Gene Ontology annotation, molecular function: interleukin-12 receptor binding; growth factor activity. The record is from RefSeq and is a predicted model, not a curated record. NCBI's taxonomy places the organism in Eukaryota, Metazoa, Chordata, Actinopteri, Cyprinodontiformes, Rivulidae.
UUUCUUUCUUAUUUUUGUCUUUUUCCAGACUUCAGCUCUGCCCUGACGCUGCUGGUGCUCAGCAGUCCCAUACCGCAGGUCAAACAGUCUCUGCCACAAACAGGCGGGGAACAGAUGAUGGACUCCUGUGUUUUCUACGCAGAAAAACUCCUGAGGAACAUCACAGACACACUCACCCAGACCAAACUGUUCAGUGGGAUCGAUUGCAGGAAACAGAACAUGGAGCUGAACCUAGAGACAAGCACGCCGUCUGUCUGCUCCCCACGGACAUCAACAUGUUCUGGAAGUACUAAAUCAGAGUUUGAUGAGGAGUCUUGUUUGAUGAACAUCGGAGCGGAUCUGACCCACUACCACAAUCUUCUCUCUGCUCAGCCAGAUCCUGACAAUUUACUCAACUUGUCUGUUUUGAGCAGCCUCAGAGAGCUCAUGGAGAACUGCUUUAAGGAGUCUCUACCUACAAAGUUAGCCCCAAGAAAGGAUGCUGUGGACACUACGAGGAACUUCAAUGAAAGACUGAGCCUCUGCAAAGUGCUGAGGGGCUUCCAGGUCCGCACCAUCACCAUUAACCGAGCCAUCAGCUACAUGAACAGCGGCGAACAUCUCCAGUGAACAAUCGCUGACUUCCAGAACAAAUCAGCAUGACUCAGAAAGCAUCCUUAAAUAGCAUCACUUACAAAAAAAAAAAAAAAAACAGUUUGUUACAGUAACAUCACUUAGCUUUGACAGAGAACACUGAACUUUUUAUUUAUUUAUUUUAAAGCAUAUUUAUUAUCUUUGUAGGGUCAAACAGAUUAUAUUUUACAUCCAGAUGAUGUGUGGAAUUAUACUUUUAUAAAGUGUAUUUAUACAAUAUGUGAUAUUUACAUAUUUGUUGUUAUUUUGGACUAUUUAUUAUCAGCUAUUUAUUGAUGUCAUUGACUUGU